CUUGGUCCGGGUGGCAGUAGCGAUGGCGGCUCUGACUGACGUGCAGCGGCUGCAGGCUCGAGUGGAGGAGCUGGAACGCUGGGUGUACGGCCCUCACGGGACUCGAGGCUCGCGGAAGGUGGCUGAUGGUCUGGUCAAGGUGCAGGUGGCUUUAGGGAACAUUGCCAGUAAGAGGGAGAGGGUGAAGAUUCUGUACAAAAAGAAGGAGCAGUUCAUCCUUUCCCAGGUUGCACUCCUGGAGCACGUGGAUGCCCUUGUGCCCAUGCUGGACAGUGCUCCCAUCAAAGCCGUUCCUGAGCAUGCUGCGCACUUGCAGCGCCUGGCCCAGAUCCACAUCCAGCAGCAGGAUCAGUGUGUGGAGAUUACUGAGGAAUCCAAGGCUCUCCUGGAGGAAUACAACAAGACCACAAUGCUUCUCUCCAAGCAAUUUGUGCAGUGGGAUGAGCUACUUUGCCAGUUAGAGGCAGCAAAGCAAGUGAAACCAGCAGAAGAAUGACAGCUCCUCUCCAUCCCAGGGCAGCCACAUUGCAGGACCCUGUGCCUAUCUUAUAUAACAGGGCAGAAGCAGCUUUGUAUUUAUUGGCUU
Dipodomys ordii (Ord's kangaroo rat) is the source of this 586-nucleotide messenger RNA. It is a transcript of the gene Dctn3, whose product is annotated as dynactin 3 (p22). The record is from RefSeq and is a predicted model, not a curated record. The transcript has 6 exons. Gene Ontology annotation, cellular component: dynactin complex. Gene Ontology annotation, biological process: cytoskeleton-dependent cytokinesis. NCBI's taxonomy places the organism in Eukaryota, Metazoa, Chordata, Mammalia, Rodentia, Heteromyidae. The coding region runs from base 23 to 496 and encodes 157 amino acids.